AGAUGGCUUCGAAUGAAGGAAACGAAGCGAUCAACACAGAAAAGACAUUUGACAGCAACUUGGAAAACUUUCAGCCCGUUACUGAACAAGCGUUUGUGAGCAGCACUUUAGUUCAACAACAAGGGGAGCCUGUUAGUUCCUAUAAUGUGCCGGAAGAACCAGAAAACGCGAAAGACAACGAUCAAUCACCUGGUAUGAGCUUCCAGAUUCUCUCAAAUUUUAUUCUUUAUGUUAGCUUCUACCGUCUGUGUAAUAGGAGAAUUGAGAUUUUAACCGUGCCCCUUAACCGCAGCUUCUUGAAGUAAUUCUUGUGUGACCGAAAUGGGAGUUUAUCCGGUCAUGGAGUUCAAGAACUUACUUUCGAACGAACAAGUAGUAGUUGAAACUGACGGCUUGCUUUGUGCGUCAAUACGCGUAUCAAGUUGUGUUCGAACCAUCGGUCUCCCCUGUCUGUUGUUUAUGUGGUCACUCUCCGCGCUAUUCUGACAAGGAAGCUUAGCUAGCGUAAGUUGAUCAGUUUCUUUCCAAUCCUUAGCUUCUUCGUAAUGAACGAAAAGUGGUCGAUGGGAUGUUUUUGUGUGGCCUUUAAAAAGAGUUUUAAAAUUAUAAGACUUGUGUUGUCAUUGGAAGAUUAAUCGCCUAGACAUUAAAGGUUUAGUUUUCGUGGCUAGGAGAAACUUAAGCUUGUACUAAAAGUGCACAACCAAAGUGCGUUCAGAUCUUAAAUUCACAGAUUGUGAUGUUCAUCACAAAUAAUUAGCUUAUCAGUUAAAAAAACCGUGGGGCGAAUUUAAUACGAAUACAUCCAACAUGUUAUUUCUGCUUCCUCUUUGGAUUCGCGCAACGAGUUCAGUUAUUGGUGCACAUACUUGCAAUACAUUAUUGUGAUCAAUACCCUUUCAUAAGUCCCGACAGCAUACAAUAAAGGCGAAUCACACACAGCCUCUUUGACCUUUUUAAAUUCAAAGCUGCAAUUUUCUUACCAAAACGUGUACAAAUUUGGUUUUGGCAUAUUUGCAGAGCAUUAUGUGUUGCUUAAAAUUUUUAGUCACUGGGUGCAUAAAGAAUCUAGCCAAUAAGGUUUUGAUACAGAUACCCCUGAAAACAAGCAGGAAAUCAGAACAAGUUUUUGGGAGCUGUUACACAGCUAUCUGUAUCAGGGAUUUAGACGGCCUGUAACACAGGAAGAUUAGAGGAGGAAGGAAGAUGGGUAUUUUCGUCAAAUUAUUUGAAGGUAAUACCCAUCUCAUGUGUGUUAUUUAAUGCCACACACAUCCUACACCUGUUUAGAGAAAUUUCAGUGUAUCUGGGCUUUGUUUGAGAUGCAAGCUAGCAUGCAAUUGUCGCAUAAUAUUUUUGAAUCACUUAUUCAUACCCCAAGUACUAAUAUGUGCUUACAUCGAAGUCUUGCAGUUAUGGCUCAAGUGAUAAAUGUGAAAUGAAUUUUGUUGGCAAAACAACAUGUCUGUACAAGCGAGGGAUAAACUUUUGUAGGCGAAUAUUUCUUGUGCGGGUCAUACAAUGACCCAGAUGUGCCCUUCAGCACUUUCUAACCCCUAUACAGGGGAAAAACUAUAAAUAUCAUAGUUCAAGUUUUACAUGUAUUUGGUUUGAUCUUUUGCGUUUAUACAAAAUGUACACAUAUAAAUCUACGAGUACAUGUAAUAUAUGUUACGCUGUAACAGUGAUAGAAAAAAAAAAGAUGCAAAUCGAAUCUCAGUUAAAUUUGAGACAUGUUGACUGCUUUAUGCUUUUGUAUGCUACAUUAAUACUUUUUACGAAAUUAACGCUCCAUGGAAUUAAGGUAUUAGAAGAAUUUAGUGGAAAACGACUUUUAGAUAAAGGAAAUUAACUCGAAUGAGAGGGUAACAUUUCAAAAUGAAGGAAAUUAACAUAAUGCUCACAAAGAAACAACACUUAUCAAGACAACAGAAAUAAAGUUUAACCAAUAAUCUGAAAUCAAAACUUUGUUCAUAAUACUUUCUGGGAUCAAGCAAAGAAAUCUGGCCAUUUAGUUUCACAUGUCUGGUACUGGUGGAUCUCUCCCCUGACAAAAUACUCCACUUCCUAGGUGUCAAGAAUGUCAUACACUGUAAGUGUGUCCAAAAUAAUGGAAAUUAUUAAGGUCGCAUAAAUUAGUGCUCCACUUAAUUAACGGAAGAGAAAUUAACAUUUUCAAGUCAAAUCAAAGCGGCAUAAAUUAACUGGAAUUUUGUAAAUUUACGUUAAUUUCUUGAAGUGUUAAUUUCCUGUAAUAAGGUAAUUGAAUAUUACGUCUUUUACAGCCUCAUCCUCUUCAGAAGAUGAUGAUGAUUCAGAAUAUCAUGUAUCAAGCAGUGCACCAAACACAAGUGCUCUGGAGACACUAGUACGCACUGCUUGUGAGAGUCUUGCAGUCUCCACGCUUCUUGCUGGAAGCUCAUCAGGCACAGUUGACACACUUAAUGUACCUGGACAACAGACGCCAUCUAAGGAUCCUGCUGUAGCCAGAUCUACUAGCGGCACUGGAUCUUGUCAAGUGCCUAGUUCAAGCAGUGUGUCCAAUCUUUUCCCAGCAUCUACUAAUGCUCUUGAUCAAGCUUCCUCCGACGAUGCAGUUUUUAGCGUUAUAUUUGGGCACAGCAGGGAACAGAAUGUUGCAGAAGGUACUCCUGAAGGACAGCCAGGCAGUUUGUCAUCUUCCAAAGAUUUCCAGGAAUCAGCAUUAGAUUUAACUCAGGAAAGUCUACAAGACAUUGAAGAUGCAGAGGUUGGUGAAAACACUUCUUCAUUAUUCUUUUUUCACUUUUGUAUUUUAUUUAGUAGAAAAUGAAAUAUUUAUUUAAACACAUGUUAAUAUUAUUGACUAAUAACAAUAAUGCAUUCUGAUCAAAAUAAAAGUUAUUUAUUUAUUUGUUUUCUUAUAGUGUACAUGUAUUUGAUAAUGGUACUUAAACCUACAAUGGUUUAUAUUUUUUUGGCCACGAUUUUCCUGUGUAAAAAGAUGAGCAUUUAUCUUUCAUUAAUUUUACUCUGAUUAAUUUAUAUUUGUUUGUUUGGUUUAUUAUUUCUGCUUCAAAGGUCUCGGCAGAAGACUUAGAGAAGAGACGAGCUAGUGAGCGCGAAAGAAAAAGAAAACCUGUGAGAUUUCAGUCACCAGAAGAUGAAUUUAAGACAAAAAAGAAAAGAAAAAGAAGACUUAAUCCUCUUCUCAGAGUCCCUCGGCGUGAUCCUGCCACCCCAUUCAAGUGCGACUUAUGUGGUUCUCCAUACGUUAUUAAUCCUUCAAGGCGUGGAAACAGACCUAAGCUGUCUACCCAUCAACCUAGUCCCAGGCACAAGGUUGAUCCAACCACAGGAAAGACACUUACCCUCUGUAAUGCAUGCGGUGAGUAACAUGGAACCUCGAUGUAACAACUAUACAACGAAGUCCUUGGUAUAACGAACGAUUUUCUUUAUCCCAGUAAAAUAAAUUAUGUGGAAAAGGACCUUGAUAUAUUGAAAACGUAACCUUGCUAUUGCGAUACAUAAAUAGCAAUUAAAAAAAAAUUCCAUUAUUUACUGUCAGCAGUAUUUAUAGCACAAAUGCUAGUGGGGUCAAGCAAAUGCACACCACUGCCAACACGUUGUUGUGUCUGUUUGCACAUACCUUAAAUCAAACAUGAUGGGAUUAAGAAUCCCGACUGGCCAGAACAAAUUUAGCUAGCAGUCGGGAUGAGACUGGAACACAGUGCCUCCGAAAUGCAAUUCCGGGGCUCUAACCACUUGGCCAUGCUUCCUUCUCCAUAUAAGUAGAAAAAAUCCAAAAAGUAUGUUGUACGUGUGCUUCUUACAUUGUAUGAACCUCUUUAGUUCAAGGCUCAGAAACAGCAAUUUUAAUGUACUAUUGAUACUGACUGAUAUUAAUAUUGAUUUACUGUUUGCUUUAGGGUUGUCUUUUGAUCGACCCAAGAAGCAAAGGAAAGAGCGUGCUGAGCCCGAUCCUGAAGAAAAGAGAAAAUAUCAAGAGGAAGCAAAUCAGUUUGCUAUGUCUUUGGUGGAGGGACUUGGAGACCAAGAUGGUAAAGCUUCAUGCAAAUGGACGCAACAGUGUUGGCCAACAACUCCUAACAUUGUUGGAUGUUAAGGAGUAGGGUUUUUUGCAGGUUGACCUUGCAAAAACAUUGUGCCGCCAACCCUACUACAUGUACUUGUUACAUGUUGCAUCUGUUUGCACACCCUGUUGGGAGUUGUUUCAUUCUUUCGCACACCUCUACCAACACGUUGUUGUGUCUGUUUGCACAUACCUUAAUAUAAACACCUGCAUCAGCAUGCAAAGAAAGUAGUGUUGAUAGCCUGAAGAUGGUGGAUUUUGCCAUCAGGCUAGUGAAUUCUUUCCUUAACUUGCCCGACAGUGAAAUUUUUGGGGGAAAUUCAAAUUACAGAAGAACUGUAAUCAAUCCUCCUCGUCAAAAAGGUUUUUGGGCUACACUGUACAUUGUACUGAAAGGAAAUAAAUUAUUUUGGGCUACUGCGUGCUACAGUGUAACUACAGUUUGCCCAAUGGCAAGCUGUAAAACUGACCCUGGUGUGUUCAAACAUUUUAAAAGUGUAAAUUUGGUUCCAUUACAAAAGUAACCAAUUAAUGCAUGGACACUGCGUGCUUUAUGCUCUUUUGACCUGGGCAGGGAAUCACAGUGUAGUCUAUUUGUUGAAUUUGUUUGUUGAGAGUAAGUCAACCUACCAACUGUUUCAAUUCUUGAUUUGAAAAUCAAGACUCUUUUCAAGUAUAAGUACAGAGUCAUGUAACGUCUGGAGGACCAAAGCAUGCAUGAGGGACUGUCAAUUUUAGAUGCGAGCAGUACUGUAUUCCAAUAUAGUUGUAGUUGAACUUUAUGUAAAAAUGAUGGGAUCUUCCAUGUACAUGGUAUAAUAUGGUACCACCCUUCUUUCUCUGUUUUUCAGCCGAAAGGCUCUGCUGUCCUCAUUUUAAAUUUAGAGCAUGUGGCUGUUUGCAGAGCUAUGUUAUUGGGGAUGGUAAGUACUCACAUGUAGUGUACAUGCAGUGAGUGAUUUUGUCUUCUAUUAAGUAAAUGUUUCUAUAAUGUAAAUUAGCAGGAUUUCUUUUGCUUCUGUACCCUUUGCAGUUAUAUAGCUGCUAGCAGCCUUCCUUGGUAAUAGCGUAAAGGUGUACUUUUAUCAAUACUGUCAUCAUUUCAGUAGUUUGCAAAUGCAGAUGAAUUUCCAGUCGUUGCUUCUCACCACCCAAAAAGUAAGUUUUUAGGUGAAGAGUUCUAAGCGACAACCAGAAAAAAAAAUUGCGUUUGCAGGCUAUUAUUUCAGUUGGAACUUUUUUUAAGUUUAGAAAUUUUUUAAAUUUUGUUUGACCCUGCACUAUUGUAUUUUGAAAACAGUGCUUUAAGACUGGCUAGUUUUCUAUUGUUUUGUUUUGUUUUUUGAUUCAAUGAACGUGCAGUAUUAGACUAAUCUUUGGUGGUACAGGUUCAAAAAUGUUUUGGACCCUUUACUCCCCUUAAGAGUAACUUUCUUGAAUCAGGUUUCUUAAAAAUAAUGCAAGGGUGUAUUGAAUAGUCAAUCACUUUUGAGUCCCAGUAAUUAAGUGAUUUUUGUUGCCAAAGUAUAUGCCUUCAUGGAGGGCAAAUAACUAUUAAAUUUGAGGAAUUAAAAUAAAGAGUUUUAAUUUUUGUUGUUGUACAUGUAUCAUCUAAUGCUCAGUAUGUCCUUUUAUGAGAGCACAAAGCAAAACUCUUUUAAGUCUCUCAGUUUAAAUAUAUAUUUGGAUUUUGUUGUCUGUGUAAAUUUAGGCAGUAACAUGCAAGAGUCACGGGAUCGAGCCAAUGAUAUGUUGCAGCUGCUCAAGAAAGCGAAAGAACUCAGCUCUAAAAAGUGCUACAACAUUGAGGAAGUAAGAAACCAAGCCAAAACAUCAAAGAGGUAAGUAAGGCUGUAUUAGAAAACAAUACGAAAAACUCACUGCUCCGAGUCAUUAGCUGAUUAAAGAUAAUAUUAAAAAAUAGCGUUUGUGGCCAAAAAUUUAUUGUAAAAGUUUAUUUGUAUGGAGAUAUUUACGAAAUGUAUUAUCAAACAAAAAUACUAUAAAAGUUGCAAUAAAAAUUACCUUAUCUUACUUCCGUGGUGUAUUACUUGUUGUCCGUCCUCUUAUUAUCCCGAUUCAAGACGAUUUCGGCAAGUUUUAGAGUGGAAAACUAUUUACUAAGGGAUCUACAAGUCGCCAAAAUUGCCUUGAAUUGGAAAAGUAUGGCACAGACAGCAAUUAAUACACCAUGGAACUAAGAAAAGGUAUUUUUUGUGGAGAAUUUUGUUCUCUUUUUGUUUUCUAAAGCAUAUCGUAAAUAUCCCCGCACUUUUUAUCUCUAAUGACUCACAGCUUAAGCUUGGGCAGCCUGUGAUUUUUCAAGUACUCAGGUACACCCUAAUUACACACACUUAGGAAAUGUAUUAGGCUGGCCACUGUGAAUGUUACACAGUGUUACAUUGUUGUCUUUGUCCGAAAUGCCUUAACCAGUGCUCUUUCUGCUUUUUAGGUCUAAGAACAUUGGACUUGGCAAUGGCCAAAGAAAGUCCAGUGAAUUUGAAGAAUUUGUACUGGAAAAGAGGAAGUAUCUAAGGAAUGACGUAAAGCUUUGUGAACGGGCCACUCAGCGAGUGCUCCUUUAUUCCAACAAUUUCUUGCACAAGAGACUCAAGACAGACCCUACGGUAAGCUAAAAGUACGAUGCCUACUUCUUGACACUGUCGUCGGGUAGAGAAAAGUGAUGCUGGGUUUUUGAUAAUGUCUGCUGAGUUAUGCCCAAACUGUGAUUCUUUCGUCACAAAAUCGAUCUAUCGUACAUAAAUUUUGACAUGGCUACGUUAGUCCUAGUUGUAUCUAAGCCCCUCCCAAAUAUAAGCCCCCUAAAAACGCUCCGUUAAUUCGCCCCUCUAAAUAUAAGCCACCCGGGGCUUGUACUUGGAAAUUGCCCUCAAAUACAAAAUAAAACAAAGCAAAAACGGUAAAUUUUCUUCCAACUAUAAGGCUAGCCCAGUCAAUUUUGAAACGCAAAUUUCCCUCCGUUGAUAAGCCCCUCCGAAUAUAAGCUCCUCCAAAAAUAAGCCCCUCAAAAAGUCCUUUGAAAAAUAUAAGCCCCGGGGCUUAUUUUCGGAAUUUUACGGUAUGCUGCAACUUAAAAUAAUAGGGCUGACCAAUUCACGUGUAUGGGAAACCGUUGUGAAUUAAAACGAUAGAAGUAAUAUAUCAAGCACGAGACGCAGUGUCUCAUCACAAGAUGAAACACUCAGAAGAGAGAUGAAAAUACGACGCACAGCGGAGAAUUUUGACGAACUUCGAGAUGUUUCAUCUGCUGAUGAAACACUGUGUCGAAUGCUUGAUAAUACUUCUCAAACGAAAUGAUUUUAGAAGGAGAAAUUAAAUGAGAAGUUUUUCGUCUGACUUCCAAACACUCAUAAAACAUUAAUUUCCUUUGUAUUUUCUUCAUGAAUUAUUGAUGACUCUGAAAAGUAAAUCCUUUAAUGUGUAGUAUUUUACAGGUAAAAUAGACCAAAUUUGACGUUCAACUUUGCCCUUAUUUAUAUCACUGAACGAUUGGCCAUGGUUGGUGUUCUUAUUGCUGUGCUAUUUUUAGUAUUAUUCCCAGACUAAAAUAAGAAGUCGUUAGUUACAUGUAAUACCUUCUGACUCUGUAUAUACAAAUCGCUUAAUACAAGCAUAUGCAGCGUACUUAUCAGGUAAUUUUCUUUCCCAGAAACCACUUCGCGUUGAAAGACAAAAAGGAAAAGCUGCUCUUGGAAAAUUAAGGGUGAUCGAAGAUCUCCCUAAAGAGCGAUGCUGUGUGGAUAAUUGCGUCAUGGUGAGUUGUCAGAUAAAAAAAAAAAGAAGAAAGAUCCCACGAAAGCAGAGUCAUCAUGCAGGAUUACACAGAUUAUUUUGCGAUGCGUUUGAGCAUGAAUGUCGAACAGCUGUUAAGUGGCCACUUCGGCGAAGACACAACACAAGUGGCAGCUUAAGAUACUUGUUUGUUGAUAGUGAUUGACUGACGAUUUUAUGCACCGUGACUCUGCUAACCGGUCGAGGAACUGAGGUUGGCCGGUUAACUGAAAGCCGCUUAGUAGAGGUUUGACUGUAUCAUAUAAAGGCAUAAAGGAGAGUUGCAAAUAACAUUUGGUCAUCGGACAAUGUCUCACCAAAACUAACCUUCGAACAAAUCCUACCCGCGUUCAGACAAAUUAGUUAGCAAGGAAUGUCUGAAAACGAACUCGCGCUGAAAUGCUUUCUACGCAGGCUAAUAAAAAACAGGUGCAGCGACGUGAACGACGGCAUUGCCAAUGUCGUGGCGGUCGUUACGUCCAUGAGUGAACGAGAUUAAAAAUGAAACUGAAGUCUCUACAGACGGGCGGGGGCGGGGGGGUGUAGUACACACUGAUUUUUCUUUAGUGUUUCAUGAAGCGAUUCUAGGGAUGUAUAGAAUGUAGACUGAGGAAACCAUGCUUUACAUAUUCAUCUAUGCUGCUAUAAAAGCUCAUAAACAGUAUAGUUUAUGUAUUACAUUAAAAUGCGACAACAGCUAUGUCGUUUUUCAUUUCUUGCCCUUGGUUUAAAUUUCAUAUCAUUUUGCUUCAAACUCGUGAUCACACUUUACGACUCGUAAAGCUAAAAAUAACUAAAAUUUGCACCAAGGAUAAAAUUGAGCGACAGUAGCCGUAAUAAUCAUUCUAUUUAGGAAGUCGGGACUACUGAGAGAGUACCAAACUAAGCCUUAUUCUUACCAAAUUAUUUUUAACUUUACAGAUUGCUCUAACACAUGCAAACCUUCUAAAGCAGUGGCGUGACAGAGCCAUCUCUGGGCAGACAGAGGCGCGGAGAGUUCUUGCCGAAAUGCUUACCCCUUCCGGUGGGGCUCGAUCCAAUUGUUACAAGUUCAUCUCUUGGGUAACAGGUUGCAGUCAUAGUACCAUCGGCAGAGUCAACGAACAGAUGAAGGAAACAGGUAAGUGUUUUUUUUUUCUAUUACCACAAGGGUAUACCUGAACAUUGUUUUAGGUAACAUCUAUUUGAAAGUCUUCAGAUUGGGGUUAAAGUUUUCCUCGGUAAUGUUACUUACGUAAAAGGAGGGUGUCGUAAACGCCCUCGAAACUUCAGUGCAGUGGAACCUCGAUAUAACGAUCCGCUUUAUAACGAAAUCCUCGGUAUAACGAACGAUUUUCUUGACCCCAGUAACAGUAAAUAUAUGAAAAAGAACCUCGUUAUAGCGAACAAAUUUUGCCAGUCCCUUGGCCCUUCGUUAUAUCGACGUUCCACUGUAGGGACUUAAAAAGUUGCAGGUUUAUUGAUGUCACGUCCACAUUAAUUUUGGAAACACAUAAGUGUGGGGGUGGCCAUAAAUUCGACACUGUAUGACCACAGAAUCAUUCUUUCUGCGCAAAUGCCUUGUAAACAGUGACCCUCCCCAACAGAAUGCAUGACCGGCCGAUUGAACGAAUACAAAAAAAAGGCUACACCUACUGAUCCACAAUGCAUCCAAGAAAAUUUCGUAAUCACCUGACCGUAAGUCCGUCCGUUUUGCAAAUAAACAAGUCAAUUUUAAACUGUAUUCAAUGUACCGGCCUUUCUCUUUUACUUGUGAUUUUAGGUGGAGAUCGUGAACCUCCAUCCCAUGGCCUCAUAAAAUGGUGGCAGCUGAAUCCAAAACCCAAGAAACCAAAACUGAAACCAGUAUCCCAGCAACCCGUGCAAGCUGAAACUGUGCAACAAGUAGCCUUGCAACAGAUCCAACAGGCCUUGCCUCAGGUCAAUAUUCUACAAGCCGCAGUUAGUUCAGCGGGCCUAUCAGCUGUUAUGAUGCAGCCCGCAGUAUCAUCAGCGAUGCCAGCUCUGACCACUGUAAACACAUCGCAACUUGCGCAGACUCAGUUGCUGCCAACUGUCACCUUCACUAAUGGCACUAUUCAGGUGCAGUCUGCACCUAUUCAGGUCAGUUUUUUGAGUGUUUAACCCUUUUAAGCCCCAAUAUCCGCUUACUAAUUCUCAAGAUUGAUCUCCCUACAUUACUUUGCUUAAUUAGUUAGGAGAAUUUGAUCAAAGAUCAACGUAUUCUCCCUUUGGUCAUCAUUUUAUUAGAUCUUAUCACCUUUUGAUAUCGUUUAGAGAAAAUUGAUGUUGAUCACUGGUUUCUUUAAGUAGCUCAGCUUGACAUGCCUAUUUGUUAAACGCAUUCAGUAAAAAGGGCUGAAUUUACGCCCAGCUUUAAAGAAGUGCUUCCAUCAAAUUACAGCCUACUCUCCUUACUACCUGAACCCAUCCUACCAGAAUGAGUGAGUCAUUUCAGUACUACACGAAUAUACGCACUUAGUAAACUUAGUGAUAACAGUAAUAGCGAAGUAAGUGACUGCCUUCGAAUUGCCUCCCUCGCGCGUUUCGGAAACACACAUAGAGCCGCGUGUGCUUAAAAGAGCAUUUUCCAUAUUUCAAAGGCGCCGACCUCAAACUAAGUUGCCUUGAUUCCUCCCCUCCCCUCCUCCCAAAUGAGUAAUGCAUUUGUAAACGCCUCCCCCGAAUAAGAAGGGUACCGAUCCAGGGGAACGCAGCCUCCUUUUGGAUUACACCGCCCUUGCGCGCCUAGUCUCCUUAGCAGCCGCUCGGCCCGGAGUCACGCACUGCUCCUCGCCCCCACUACAGGGCUCGAACCACGUCCUGUUGAUCAAAACUGUAAAACAUGUUUUGUUUCAAUCUUUGGUUAAAAUUAAUUUUUACAGCUCCAAACAACCCAAGUGCCUCAAGUUCAAGUGCAAGUCCAGCAACAGCUACAACAGCAGCAACUCCAGUACCAACAACAGAUUCAACAACUCCAGUAUCAACAGCUUCAGCUGCAACAACAGCAACAGCAGAUUCAACAACAACUGCAACAAACACAGCAGCUACAGCAACAGGCAUCACAGCAACUACAGGCUCAUGUAAGUUAUCGCGGCUACUGUUGCGUGACGGUUUGGGUUGUCACGCAACAUUUUGUGGCCGGAAAUGGUUGGAGGAAAAACCAUCAUAAUAGAAACCUUAAGAUUCGAGGACGAGGACGACUAUCCUCCCACGCAGACGUUCUUAGGGUUCGUCACGCGUUCAUGCCCCACAAGCGUCUGCUGAAACGAGCGGUAAAUUCCUUUCCCAUUGUUCGCAAAUAUCAGCUGGAGCUCACGUGCUGACUAUUGGAGAACCAAUCGACGCUGUUGAAGUCAGCCAAACACGACGUGCAAGCUCGAUAGAGUGUGAUACAUGACCAAAGAGUCUUACUCCGGGCAAGAAUGUAGGCGAUAAGGGUUGGCUUUUUGUGUAUUUCUCUCUGUGCGAAAGCGUACGAGUUAACUGAGUACUUUGUUCUAAAAGUGUAAGUUCUUCACCUUUCAUGAGACCUUGCUGAUCUUUUCUAAAGUCUCGCGCGAACUUUCUCCCGGUCCAAAGUGCACUUCCCAGAUCUGGGUGUGCUGUGCUUGGUCUACGUUCUUUUUCCUUUUUUUUUCGGCAGACGUUUGUGGGUCAGGAACGCGUGAUAAAACUUCUAAAACCAAAUUGUACAAAUUUGAACCUUGUUUGUUGUUGAUUUUCUUCAUCAGGGGACAAAGUAUUUUGUCCUGUCCAUUCACACUUAAAUUCCACAGGUUGAAUUCGGUUUUGACACUUUUUCAUGUCGUAGGGUUCACUUUUCGACUCAAUCCUACGGUGGCCCACAAGGGUCACACAUGCAAAUUAAAAAUGUUGCUGCAAACUAAAAAUUUUACCUGCAAAUUAAAAAUGUUGCUGCAAAUUUAAAAUAGGACAGGCAAAUUAAAAAUUGUACAUGCAAACUAAAAAUAUUACAAACAUGAAACAUGAAUGGGCCGACGGUUCUAAGGCCAGGUCGCACGGCUCGGACCAGGUCCUCAUCACUCAUACUGUGCGCGCAGGACUUUUCAUUUUUAAUUUGCGUGUGUGACCCUUCUGGGCCACCGUACAAUCCAAUCCGAUCGAUUUUAGGCAUUGGUACCAGACACCUUUUGUUUAGAACAUGGCCAACUCGUGCAAUUAGUAAAAGUGCUCAAAAUCCUCCGUAUCAUGAGACAUUUUAAUGGAAUAACCUCUACUUGUUUUCAGGUUGUCCAUCAGAUCCAACCCGUCCAACAGAUACAGCAAGCAACAACUCAACCGCAACAGCAACCCCAACAAGGAGCGCCACCACAGGCACACCAACAGCAACAAACACCUCAACAAGCAACACAAGCUCAGCCGCAAACAGCACAGCAACCGGAAUCGCAAGAAACACAAACCAAUGCCACCAUUGCUUUAGCGACGACAAAUGCGCUAACCACUGCUACCCUGCAAGGAAGUUUGACAGCCACCCAGGCAACCCCGCUGAACACUGAAGGCCUGUUUACCGCGGACGCAUUUCAGAUCCUCAGUGCUGUGCAACCUCAAGUUGUGACGCUUCCAGUCUCGCCCCAGUCUACAGUGGCCCAGGCUGUACCCGUAUCUCUGAUCCAGACUCCUAACGGACAACAGGGUCUGCAAUAUACUGGGAAUUAA
This is a messenger RNA of Porites lobata, 12544 nucleotides long. Lineage: Eukaryota; Metazoa; Cnidaria; Anthozoa; Scleractinia; Poritidae. The record is from the annotation of a GenBank genome assembly.